This is a messenger RNA of Durotheca rogersii, 677 nucleotides long. RefSeq lists its product as uncharacterized. Lineage: Eukaryota; Fungi; Ascomycota; Sordariomycetes; Xylariales; Xylariaceae. The transcript is spliced from 3 exons. The record is from RefSeq and is a predicted model, not a curated record. The coding region runs from base 201 to 677 and encodes 158 amino acids.
CUUCUUUAUUCAUUUCCUUCCUAGUUAGCUAGUUAGUCAGUUCAACCUCUUUAUCCCAUCUUCCGUUGCACUUACUGCAGAGCAACCUCAGUCCUUACGUAGCUCUCCUGAUCUACGUAAUAAAGAUAUAAACCUAUCUCCCUGUUACCUCUUCUGUUUCGUAGCAUCUCAUAUAUACUAUUCGCAUCCAGGCCAAGCACAUGGAGAAGAUUACACUAGUAUUCGACUUGCAAUGGGCGCUCCGCAAGAUUAUCGCCAUGGCUGAGGGUGCCGAGGCGGUGGAUAAUGGCGAAGACGAUCCCAAGUACCUCAACGAGCACGGCCGCUUCCCAGGGCUGGAGGCAGGUUACCAGUUCGCGUGGAGCUUAGCUAGGGAUCAGCUUACUGAUAAGACUGAUGAACCGCGCCGACUCAUCUUGAACCCGAACCCCACUAACAGCUUCCUACAACCACAGGACCAAUACCGAAAAGAUGCCUUUGAUGCUGUGAACCUUGCUGGAGCUGGAAUGAAGGUAGUAUACGACUCACAUGGCUCACAUCACGCCAAACCCAAGGACUUGGGCGAAUGGGCAUACCAUCCUGGCCUCAACGCCUUGUCUGCCAAGCGCACUUUCAUGCGUGAGCUGGGCGCGGUCCUGCUCGCCCAUCCCACCUGGGCUGACUACCUCGACGAUUAG